AGGAAAUGACCUUCUGUGUAGUGAUGAGUUUACAAUUGCCCUGACCCUGUAUAUAGAUGAUUUUGAGGUUGCUAAUCCAUUAGGGACAUCAAGGGGGAAGCAUAAGAUGUGUGCGAUAUACUGGACCAUUGCGAACAUACCAGCAAAAUACAGAUCGACACUUAAUUCAAUUCAGCUGGCACUUUUGUGCAAUACAACAACAGUUAAAGAGUAUGGCUAUGACAAAGUACUGUACCCACUCAUUUGUGAUUUAGUCUCUCUUGAGCAACAAGGUGUUUACAUUGAGCACCUUGGUGCAUGUGUCAAAGGAACUGUGUUGUUUGUGUCUGCAGAUAACUUGGGUGCACACUCUCUUGCAGGCUUUUUUGAGAGCUUCUCAGUGGAAAAAUUCUGCAGAUUCUGUAUGGCAUCCAGGACUGACACUCAACUCCAACAGAUGGCCUCCCAAACAAUGACUAUGCGUGUUAUCCUCUGCGACGGGGACAUCAGGAAACUCAUGCUGGCUUCAAGGCCCAGUUCAGUGGACGAUUUGAUCACCUGUCUGAAAAUCACACUCUCACUUCAGUACAAUUUCACUUUACAGUUUAGAGACCCAGAAUUUGAUAAUGAACUUUGCAACCUCACUGAUGUGUCUGAACUCCCAGAUAAACCAACUGUGAAGAUAAUUCCUGUGCUUGAAUUGGUGGAGAUCGCAAGCGAAAAUUUGGAUGAUAGUGUAAGUACAGCCGAUACAGUGCUGCUGUCCACGUCAUCACAGCAGAUGAGAAAGCCAUGGCCUGAUGAGUUUUCCCUCCCCAAGUUCUCUGUAGAUGUAGAAUUUAGACUCCGACAAGGGAAUUUAAGCUACCUCAAGGAUGGAACAUACUUGACCGUUUCAAAAGAGUUGAAACACGACAUUCUCCACAAGAUAGCUGAAACCCUAUAUGCAAGGUUCAAAGCAUACCCCCAAAAAAAGGACCUUAGAGCAGUAGCGAAGGCAUUAAUUGCAGCUCAUCCCUGUCUUCAAGAAACGGCAUCGCCAACUGGUUACGAUGGAUGGAUACAGAGCCUAGCGGAUAAGAUGGGUAACUACAGGUCAAAAAUGAGGGCCCUGGGACACGAGGAUGUCAAGGUGAAUUCUGGUAAACGUGGAAGACACUCUGUUGGUGGGGAGCCACCAAACAAGAGCAUCAAGAAACCGAAAAAAGGGGAAGUCAAUUUCCUACCCAAUUUUCCAGACGGACAUGAUGCCACGAGCCUUGAAAAGGCCCGACAACUACUGGUGGAUGAGAUGAAAAAGAAGAACCCAGAUGCAGUCUUCAUCAAUCAGCAGAUGGACUUCACGUUGUCUCUUAGAAGAAAGGAGGUUGUGAUGGACAAGCCUCCUGUAAGCCAGAUGAUACAGCGUUGGCCGGCUCUCUUUGUUGAAAAUCAGGUCUCCCAGGAAUUCAGCAGAGUGGUAGGGAAAAACCUGAAACAGGAAUUCUAUGAGUCUCUGGAUGCCUCUUUGCCCUAA
Messenger RNA from Alosa alosa (allis shad), 1495 nucleotides. RefSeq lists its product as uncharacterized. Bases 107 to 1495 code for a protein of 462 amino acids. Lineage: Eukaryota; Metazoa; Chordata; Actinopteri; Clupeiformes; Clupeidae. The record is from RefSeq and is a predicted model, not a curated record. The transcript is spliced from 3 exons.